AUGGCGCAACACACACCGGCACUGCUAUUGAUGCUUCUCCUUUGUACCCCUUCUGCCAACUCAUCAUUCCAGCCAGCCCUGGUGUUAGAAAUGGCCAAGAUUCUGCUGGAAAACUACUGCUUCCCUGAGAACCUGAUUGGGAUGCAGGAGGCCAUCCAACAAGCAAUCAACAGCGGAGAAAUCCUGCAGAUUUCAGAUAGGAAGACCUUGGCAGCAGUGUUAACAGCCGGAGUACAAGGGGCACUGAACGAUCCACGGUUGACUGUGUCAUACGAGCCCAAUUUCGUCCCUGUGAUGCCACCAAUGCUGCCAUCUCUCCCAAUAGAACAACUAAUCCGGCUGGUGAGGAACUCUGUAAAGCUGGAUAUCCUGGAAAACAACGUUGGCUAUUUGCGAAUAGAUCGGAUCAUCGGGGAAGAAACAACAGCAAAGCUUGGCUCCCUGCUGAGGGACAACGUCUGGGACAAAGUUGCUCACACAUCCUCACUGAUUUUUGACCUGAGGUACAACACUGCUGGACACUUAUCUGGAGUUCCCUUUAUAAUCUCCUAUUUCUCGGACCCUGAGCCCCUUAUUCAUAUUGACACUGUGUAUGACAGGCCCUCAAAUACAACCAGGGAGCUCUGGACCAUGCCAUCAAUAAAGGGAGCAAGCUAUGGAAAGAAGAAAGACGUUAUUAUUUUGACCAGUAAGCGUACCAUGGGGGCUGCUGAGGCAGUGGCAUAUACACUAAAAAACUUAAAGAGGGCCAGCAUAGUUGGAGAAAGGACUGCUGGUGGGUCGGUAAAAGUCCAAAAGAUUAGGAUUGGAGGAUCAGACUUCUACAUAACAGUUCCCGUGGCCAGAUCUGUCAGUCCAAUCACAGGCCAGAGCUGGGAAGUAAGUGGCGUUUCCCCAACAGUCAACGUCGUCGCAAAGGAAGCUGUCACAAAAGCAAAGUCCCUUCUGGCUGUAAGGAGAGCCAUUCCAAAAGUGGUAAAGAGUAUCUGUGACAUAAUCGAGAGGUUGUAUGCUUUCGCUGACAGAGUUCCAGCUCUUCUUCAACAUCUGCAAUCUACAGACUUAUUCUCGGUUGUAUCUGAGGAGGAUCUUGCAGUCAGACUCAACCAGGAACUCCAGACUGUGUCCGAAGAUCCACGACUGAUCAUCAAAUACAUACAAGACAAUGUGGCCACUGUAGAGGAGGAUUCCGAGCUUUACAAAGUUCCUGAUGAUCCAGAAUUAUUAAAAGCACUGGUUGAUACAACAUUUAAAGUGAAAAUUCUCCCACGCAAUACUGGAUAUCUCCGUUUUGACAAGUUUGUUCAGUCAUCUGCACUGACUAAAAUGGAAGAGGUCAUGGCUAAAAAGGUGUGGGAGCCCCUUAAAGACACUAAUAAUCUGAUUAUUGAUCUACGCUAUAACACUGGUGGAUGCUCUACCUCUCUAGCUCUUAUACUGUCUUAUCUGCAGGACAUUUCCCAGAAGCAUCACUUUUUCACAAUAUAUGACCGAAUUCAGAACACGACAACAGCAUAUGACUCUCUUCCCCAAAUUACAGGACCUACCUAUGGCUCCAAACGUGGGGUUUACGUGUUGACCAGCUACUACACAGCAAGCGUCGGUGAAGAGUUUGCUUACCUGAUACAGUCUCUACAUCGUGGUACAGUCAUUGGGGAAAUAACAUCUGGUACCCUAAUGCAAUCAAAAACGUUUCAAAUACAGUGGACAGACCUUGCCAUCACUGUCCCUUUCAUAAACUUUAUAGAUAACAAUGGGGAAUGCUGGCUGGGAGGUGGUGUGGUCCCUGAUGCCAUUGUGCUAGCUGAGGAAGCUGUGGAACACGUAAAUGAAAUUGCAGAUUUUCAUCAAGGGCUCAGGUCCGUAAUGGAGGGAACUGGGGCACUGCUAGAAAAACACUAUGCAAUCCAUGAAGUUGCCCUAAAGGUCAGCAAGGUGCUGUUGAGCAAAUGGGCUGAGGGACUGUACCGGUCAGUGGUUGACUUUGAAUCUUUGGCAUCUCAGUUAACAGCAGACCUCCAAGAGGCUUCAGGCGAUCACCGCCUCCAUGUCUUCCAUUGCGACAUCGAGCCUGAGCCACUUCAUGAUGUUGCAAAGAUCCCUACAGCAGAAGAAGUGGGAUAUAUAAUUGAUGCUUUGUUUAAAAUUGAGCUUCUGCCAGGUAAUGUCGGCUAUCUAAGAUUUGACAUGAUGGCAGACAUAAAGGUGUUAAAAGCCAUUGGCCCACAGCUAAUAAAAUUAGUAUGGAGCAAGAUAGUAAACACAGAUGCCGUCAUAAUUGACAUGAGGUACAACACUGGUGGUUAUUCGACAGCCAUUCCCCUUCUGUGCACCUAUUUCUUUGAUGCUGAACCUUUGCGGCAUCUUUACACAGUCUUCGACCGCACCACAACGACCAUGACAGAGGUCAUGACAUUGCCUCAAGUUGGGGGUCAAAGGUAUGGGUCCACCAAGGACGUCUACAUCCUCACCAGUCAUAUGACCGGGUCAGCAGCUGAAGUGUUCACCCGCACUAUGAAGGACCAAAAUAGGGCCACAAUCAUUGGAGAGCCAACAAUUGGAGGGUCUCUGUCAAGUGGAACCUACCAAAUCGGGGACAGUGUCCUGUACGCUUCCAUCCCUAAUCAGGUUGUUUUCAGUGCCAUCACUGGGAAAGUAUGGAGUGUUUCAGGGAUUGAGCCUCAUGUUAUUGCCCAGGCAAGUGAUGCCCUUCAUGUAGCACAGAGACUUAUCGCAGCAAAGCUGAUGAAGAGAGAGCAAGAGAAAUAG
Molecule: messenger RNA, 2769 nt
Organism: Xiphias gladius (swordfish)
Lineage: Eukaryota; Metazoa; Chordata; Actinopteri; Istiophoriformes; Xiphiidae
Product: retinol-binding protein 3-like
Exons: 1
Coding region: 1-2769 (922 amino acids)
Biological process (GO): proteolysis
Molecular function (GO): serine-type peptidase activity
Source: RefSeq, a predicted model, not a curated record